This is a messenger RNA of Magallana angulata, 3054 nucleotides long. RefSeq lists its product as uncharacterized. Lineage: Eukaryota; Metazoa; Mollusca; Bivalvia; Ostreida; Ostreidae. The coding region runs from base 101 to 1354 and encodes 417 amino acids. The record is from RefSeq and is a predicted model, not a curated record. The transcript has 7 exons.
CGUUUUUUGGGGGGUUUUAAAUCCAAGACAUGAGAAAAAAAAUUAACUGGCUUUAACUUAUUUUGUGUGGAAUCUUUAAGACUGCAAACAAGGAAUAACCAUGAGGGAAUCCCAAAUACAUGUUUAUAUGCUUGUGUUUGGCCUAUUGGCAACUCGAUAUGUGUCUGGAUUUUACUAUGGAAUAAAUGCUGGAGUCACCCCGGCGGACGCCCAAACCUUCUGCCAGUCCAUUGGUCUAAGAUUGGCUGUGCUAGAAACCCUGGCGGAGUACGAGGAAGCGAGGGCUUUCCUAAUGGAAUAUGACCAACUCUGGGGCAAGGGCGACCAUCCUUGGAUUGGCCUGGAGCGCGACUUAUCGGCAACAACACAUACAUACAAAUGGAUUGAUGGCAAUCCCUUGGCGUACGCCAGUUUUGGUACAUACCCUUGGAGAGAUGCAACCACUCCGGCUGAUGAUCUUACCAAGACUUGCAUCAGACUUGACUGGGGACCGGGGUUGUUGUUCAAGCCAGAAUCUUGCACACAAACUAAGGAUUUUCUCUGCGAAGGAUUCCACCUAGUGUCAUCCUCUGUAACGUGGAGUACAGCAAAGUCAGGCUGUGAGGCAAACAACAUGAAACUUGCUUCCUUACCAAACCAGGACGCCCACACUGCUGCUAGUCAAUUCAUCAACGUGAAACGGGCAAUAGCUUCAACCGAAUGGAGUAGGGUGUGGUUUGGAAUAAAAUGCACCUCCGGAAAUACCUACUAUCACGAAGACGGAUCCGGAACUCUGACUUACGGCUCCAGUUAUAACAUACUGCCUUGGAAUUCCGGUGACCCCGGUGGUUGUAUGUGUGGGCGACUCAAACGUUACGACUCGAAUAACUACGGUCUCUACAAAUGGACGGACAAAGAGUGUUACAAUACUUACCCAUAUCUCUGUAAAGACGAGUUUGUGCCCAUUGUCAUCACAACUCCCGCCCCCGCUACAACUACUACUACGACUACUACUACGACUACGACUACUACUACGACUACGACUGUACCAACAACCAGCACGCUACCCGAGACAACCACAAAACCUUGGUGGUUUGUAGAAUACAGCGAAGACGGGAAAGCACUCGGAAAAAAUGGAAAGACAUUUGACAAAUCGACUCCUCCGGCUCGCUUCGGCUUCAUUGGAAUGGCUAUUGGUUUUGGUGUCUUCUCCUUCAUCAUCGCCGUCAUCUGCACGCUGUGGUUUUGCUGUAUCAGGUCGAAGGACGACUACCAUGCCCAAGAAGACUCGGAUGAUGAAGAGGAGGAAGAAAAACGAAAGAAGGCGUUCACUGCUAUCAACGCCAAGCCACACGGGCUUCAGUAUAUAGCCUAAAAAUGCCAUUUUAUGAAGUCUUUUCAAUUCGCGGAGGAAUUUUUUUUCGUAUUUUAAACUUUUGUAAAGUGUGUGUUUGAUUUAUUAUUCGCUUUUAAAAUUGAACGUUUAUCAAUCUUGUGUAUUGGCACACCUUUGAUUUAUUAUAGAGUUAAAAUAAAAUGUACAGGACCAAUUUUUCGCGUAUCGUAAGGUGAAAUGGUACACCGCAAUUUUAUUUUAUGAAUCGUUAAAGUGUUCAAAGAAGGAUAUAAACUUAUAGGGUUUUUUUUACGCUUUUUAGCUCACCUGAGCCGAAGAUUCAACUGAGCUCUUCUGAAAAAAAAUUUGUCUUUUGUCUGCCAUCGGCGUCCUAAACGUUUCACAUUUUCAUCUUCUCCAGAACCAUUCGGCCACUUUCAACCAAACUUAGCACAUGGAUCAUUGGGUGAAGGGGAUUAAAGUUUUGUUUUUAAAGAAGGACCACGCCGUCUUUAAAGGGGAAAUAAUUUAGAAUUACUGAAAAUUCGUUGGUAUUUUUCAAAAUCUUCUCAUAAACAAUUUGGCCAGAAAAGCUGAAACGUGUUCGAAAACAUUCAUAGGUAGUGUAGAUUCAAGUUUGUACACAUCAUGGUCUCCGAGGGUAGGGUGUUGCCACAAUGAGGGGAAUUUUUACAUAGGGUCACAAAGAAAAUCUUUAAAAAUAUUAAUCUCACCAACCAUUUGGCCAGAAAAGCUGAAACUUAAUUGAAAACAUUCUCAGGUAGAGAAGAUUAAUGUUUGCUCAAAUUAUGAUCCCUGAGAGAAGGAUGUUAAAAUGAGUUACAAUGGUGAGAUUAAUUUUUACAGAGAAAUAUUUUAAGAAAAAAUCUUUAACAAUCUUUUCAAAAUCCAUCUGGCUAGAAAAGCUGAAAUUUGUGUGGAAGCAUUCUCGGGUAGUGUAGAUUCAAGUUUAUUGAAAUCAUGGUCCCCAGGGGUAGGCUGGGGCCGCAAUGGGGGAUACAUUUUUGCCAAGAAUUAUAGAGAGAAAACCUUUCAAAAACUUCUCAAAAAGCAUUUGGCCAGAAAAACUAAAACUUUUUUGGAAACAUUCUUAGGAAGUAUAUAUUCAGAUUUGUUAAAAUUAUGAUCUCCGGCAAUAUAGUGGGGCCACAAUGGAAAGGGGAGGGGUCGAAUCUUUACAUACAUGUAGGAAUAUAUAUAGAGAAAAACCUUUAUAAAUCUUCUAUAAAAGCAUUUAGCCCUAAAAGCUGAGACUUGUGUAAAGACACAGGUUGUGCAGACCACAGUGUGAUCAACUCACGAUUCCCAGAUGAGGGGUUGGGCCAAAAAAAAAAGGGAUUUAAAAAUAAGAAUAGAGAAAAUCUUUUUACAAAUACUAUAACAACGAAAGGGGCUAGAAUUUUAUCAUAAACAUUUGGAAUGAAAAACGGGCAGAUUUUUUAAAAUGCUUUUUGUGAAAGAUAUACUCUACUAAACUGUCAAGAUAUUUUGAAUUAGAUACUGUAAUGCUGAUUUGAUCCGAGUUCUGGCUAUUGUUGCUCAGGUGAGCGAUGUGGCUCCUGGGCCUCUUGUUUUUUUAUUUUUGAUGAGAAAGAAUUCCUUCUCAAACUUUGUAAUGGUUUGGAUAGAUAUUUUUUUUUUAGCCGCGUAUAAUAUCAUUAUACAAUUUUUGAUUUCUGUUUUGAUGCGCCUUUUUAUUAGAGUUAUUUUAAAAUCAA